Messenger RNA from Alternaria conjuncta, 846 nucleotides. RefSeq lists its product as uncharacterized. The record is from RefSeq and is a predicted model, not a curated record. Lineage: Eukaryota; Fungi; Ascomycota; Dothideomycetes; Pleosporales; Pleosporaceae. Bases 1 to 846 code for a protein of 281 amino acids. The transcript is spliced from 2 exons.
AUGUCUCAUCCACAAAAGUCCGAUACUCUCGCUUCAAUUCAGGAACUCAACGCAGCUCUCCAAAAUCUCACUGUAGAAAGCCCCAGGCUCGGGUUUCUGUCCCUGUCCGGUGAAAUUCGGAACAAAAUAUAUUCAUACCUCGCCAAUGAACGUAUAAACCACGACGCUCCCGUCAACUCAGAGGCCACAUCAUUCUUCUCGACCCCAAAUUACCUGCGCACGCCCGCACACCAGAUCGUGCUGUGUUACGAGAACAAAGAUGACGUUCUAUACGAACCUCCAGAAUGGAACACUAUACAACGCUACGACAUGGGCCUCACGCAGGCCUGCCAUCAAAUACGAGAAGAAUACGAAGCCACUUAUCGCCAAAACCACUCAAUGUCCAUCUCGCUCGACGCCCUUGUAACCAGCACCGCCUUCCUUGAUCCUGACCAGCCUCCCAUCCUUCCUUUAGGCAGCGUACGCAUCACGGUCCGAGAGUCCUCGUGGUCAACACCCAACAUCGACAUUCUCCCUUUUCUGAAGGCAUAUAAGAACUUCCCGUCCUUGAAGCUGCACUUCGAACUCCCCGAACACGCGCGGACUGCUUUUGGCGAUGUGUUCAGCGUGAGGAAGAAUAAUAAGUGGUGGGUCGGUGUUGAGGAGCAUGUCGCGUUUAUACAUGUGUGGCCUGAGGUAUACGGCGAGAGAGCUAAAGUUGGGAUUACGGUUACCAAGGAGUUUGAGAUGAAGUGGAGGAGGGGAAGGGGGGGAGUUCAGAAAGUUGUAUUGCUGGCUGCGUGGCUGCGUGAGAUGGGGUUGGAGGCUUUGAGUAGGUGGCCAGGACUCAGGAUAUAUGUAGUUUGA